AUGGACAUAUUACUAAAAUUUCUACAGAUUGCAGUGUUGGCCGGGGUAUUCAUCCCACCUUCGGCUUGCAAAAAGGACAGCAACGAAACCAACAUGAUUGUGGGAGGUUUCAAGGUGAAUAUCGAAGACGUUCCAUACCAAGUGGGUCUGUUUGACGGAAAGGACUUAAUUUGCGGAGGAACCAUUAUCGGACCACAAUGGAUUUUAACAUCGCAUCAUUGCGUCGAUAAGCUCGAUCCAGCACAGUACAGUGUCGUUGUCGGUACCGAAGAACCAUAUAAUGGCACGAAGCUAAAGGCGAAGAAUGUGAUAGUGCCAAAUGUGCCAUUUUACGAUAUAGCGCUGGUGUUACUGGAGCAACCAUUAACAUUUAGCACAAAUGUGCAGUGCCUUAAGCUAUUACCGUCAGCCGAUUUGCUUGUGCCCGGCAAACCGGCGUACGUAUCAGGAUAUGGUGCAUCCAAAGAAGGAGGCUUUUCUAAUCCGUUGAAGGCGGCUACAAUCAACCUGUUGCCAGCGAGUAGCUGCCUGGAUGCUUACAAAAAUAUAAUGAAGGAGUAUACGAUUUGUGCCGGGUUUGAGCAGGGUAUGGUGGACAGUUGCCAGGGUGAUUCGGGCGGACCGCUCGUGGUUGAUGGGGAGCUUGCCGGUGUUGUUUACUAUGGAAAGGGUUGCGCAAGGCCCAAAACACCCGGUUUGUACAUGUCAGUACCGUUUUUCCGCAGCUGGAUAGUUACCGUUGUCCAUGAACAACCGAUUCCUGCCGAACGGACACUUUGUGGAGAAAAGCAGGACGACGUCUGUGUGUGUAGAAUAAAUAUCAAUUAG
Messenger RNA from Anopheles moucheti, 828 nucleotides. Its product is annotated as trypsin 3A1-like. The transcript has a single exon. NCBI's taxonomy places the organism in Eukaryota, Metazoa, Arthropoda, Insecta, Diptera, Culicidae. Gene Ontology annotation, molecular function: serine-type endopeptidase activity. Bases 1 to 828 code for a protein of 275 amino acids. The record is from RefSeq and is a predicted model, not a curated record. Gene Ontology annotation, biological process: proteolysis.